AUGCGAAAGCUAAAGACAGCAGCAAGUGGAAAAGUUACGGGUUGUGCGUGUAAACAUAAUGGUGUGCAGUGUGGAGAUAAAUGUUCUUGUGGUUCUAGGAGUAAACCGUGUAAAAAUCGGGUAUGUACUCUAUCACUAGCUAAUAUAACUACAAUAUACAAUGAAUUUCAAUUAUUGACUUGUGCGAUGUCGGUUCUGUAUUGUCUAUUGAUUAUUUAUAAUUUAUUGCUUUAGCCACAACCACAGGGUCAAGCGGGGGCAUCCACGGAAGUACCACAACAUGGGCGAAGUGAAGGAAUUAAACAGAAUGAAGUAUCAGUUGAGGUAAUUUUCCUUUUCAUAAUGUAGAUUUCGCAUGAGUAAACAAGCUAAAAUUUUAACGUAUAUGUACACUUGUGUUAUGAUUACAUUCUACAAUACGACUAUUAAAUCUUUGGAUUGUUCUUUAGUUAGGGACUUGUCAAAAAUUACCAGGGGGGAGGGAGGGUGCAGAAAGGGGGAGGGUCUUAUUUUUUCAGCCCUUCAAAAGGGUGGGUCAUUAAAAACUGAACCAUUAAAAAGGGAGGGUCAUAAAAUUUUAAGCCAUAAUUUUCAUAAGGGAGGGUCAUAAAAUUUAAGCCCUCAUGAUUCCAGACCAGUUCACAUUGAUUAUUGUAUAAAUAGUACAAUAUCUAAAACAGUGUUUUAUAAACAUGAGUUUAUUCAUUAAAGAUAUUACUGUCGAUACAAUGGAAGUGUUGAUAAAAUAUUGCACCAAUUCCUUUCCUCAAGUUGAUCAAUUCAUUUGAUAGAAUAUUGAUCAACCUCCUGUUACUUUUAGAUGAGCCAAUUAGAUUUCGUUUCAGAACCGAUUGACCAAUAAGAAACGCACAGGAAGUAAAAAGAAAUUUGAAUUCGUAUGAAUUGAUCAACUUGAGGAAAUGAAUUCAUGCAAUAUUUUAUCAACACUUCCAUUGCAUCGACAGUAAAACAAAAUAUAUGUAUGGUAUGUAUGAUAUGUAUGGAUUUUGCGCAGCUGGAAAGGGGAGGGGUCAUGCGGAGAGCCACGAUAUUUCAUGCUCAUCCUUGCUGGGAGGUCACUGUUUUUCAAUUUAAUUUUUCAAGUUUGCACCCCCCCCACCCUCCCCCUGGUAAUUUCUAAGUCCCUUAUGCGAUAACUUAAACGUUUGUACACCAAGUUAUUUAAAUAUUUUCCCAUUUUACUUCAAGAUUCAAUUAUUUAUGCUUUAACCCAGCAUUAAACAAAAUAUAGCUUUUGAAACAAAGAAAGUUACAUUUUAUGAAUUAUGUAUCUCAUGCCAGAGUUUUUGAAUUUUUGCUCUUGGUAGGAAAUAAUUGAUGGUUUAGACCACCAGACUCUCAUAAAAGUUGCAAAGGAGAGUUUUACAUCCAGACCACUAGUGUUGAGAGACUUGGUAGAGAGACUAAGAGUAAAUCCUGAUGUUCCACAUGACCCAGAUGUUCCACAUGACCCUGGCCAUCCACGUCCACCAUAUAAUGCACCGGUCCCAUUUUGUGUAUGCGGGUAUUGUCGGGAGAUGCCCACGGACAAAGAGAGGGUGUUGUGCUGUAGAGAAAAACGCCUGUGUCGAAGUAGGUCUCUGGCAUUUCAGAAUAUUUGCUUGGAUUCUGACAAUCUGGCUACAGCUAUUAGGAGUCUAGCAGAUACAUAUGUAUUCACACCAAUAUACGACAACCGAGGAAUGAGACAUUCUGCGUAUCGACAAUGUGUCAAUAGUGUCAUGUGGAUACAUGCAUGGACAUCUAGGGAAGGGUAA
Paramuricea clavata is the source of this 1778-nucleotide messenger RNA. The record is from the annotation of a GenBank genome assembly. NCBI's taxonomy places the organism in Eukaryota, Metazoa, Cnidaria, Anthozoa, Malacalcyonacea, Plexauridae.